AUGGCCGGCGACAAGAUCACCCUCUACACGAACCAUGGCUGCCCCUGGGCUCACCGCGCACACAUUGCGAUCAAAGAACUCGGUCUGCCAUACGAAGAAGUCAUCAUCGACCUCAACAAGCCGCGCGAGCCAUGGUACCUCGAAGUGAACCCCCGUGGCCUCGUCCCCACAAUCAAAUUCAACGAUCAAAUCAUCACUGAGUCGGGCGUCGUCGCGCGCUUCCUCGCCGACGCGUACCCAUCCCACCUCGUCCCCACCACGGGCACCCCCGACGCGGCGCUGGCACGCGCGCGCAUCAACUUCUUCGUUGACACGUGGUUCGACAAGGUCGGGUCUUACUGGUUCAAGAUCCUGCUCAAGGACUCGGACGAGGAGAAGGAGGCGCUCGUCAAGGAGUUCCUGGGUGCCGUGGGCAAGGAGAUCGAGCCGCUGUUGAAGGAUGCAGCGCCGUUCUUUGGGGGCAGUAACAAGAUCACUCUGGCGGAAGUCUUGACUGCGUCAUUUAUCCUGCGCAUCUACUCGCUCUCGAAGCACGGGGUGUUGCCCAAGAGUCUGGUGGAGGGGUUCGAGGGGUUGCCAAACUUCAACAAGUGGGCGAACGAGGUUAUCAAGCAGGAGAGUGUGACAUACAUCUGGGACGAGGACAAGGUCAUUCCUGCGACGAAGAAGAAGAUUGAGAGCAUGAAGGCGGCAGCUAAGUAA
This is a messenger RNA of Ascochyta rabiei, 702 nucleotides long. Its product is annotated as Glutathione transferase. The transcript is spliced from 2 exons. The record is from RefSeq and is a predicted model, not a curated record. The coding region runs from base 1 to 702 and encodes 233 amino acids. Gene Ontology annotation, cellular component: cytoplasm. NCBI's taxonomy places the organism in Eukaryota, Fungi, Ascomycota, Dothideomycetes, Pleosporales, Didymellaceae.